Molecule: messenger RNA, 690 nt
Organism: Centruroides sculpturatus (bark scorpion)
Lineage: Eukaryota; Metazoa; Arthropoda; Arachnida; Scorpiones; Buthidae
Product: UDP-galactopyranose mutase-like
Exons: 1
Coding region: 1-690 (229 amino acids)
Cellular component (GO): cytosol
Molecular function (GO): UDP-galactopyranose mutase activity; flavin adenine dinucleotide binding
Source: RefSeq, a predicted model, not a curated record
AUGUGGGGCAAAGAUCCGAGCGAGCUUGAUCCGAGCGUUUUAGCCCGCGUGCCAGUCACGAUCGGCUACCAGGACCGUUACUUCUUUGAUAAGUACGAGGGCUUGCCGAUCGAAGGUUACACCAAGAGCGUGGAAAAAAUGCUCGCCCACAAAAAUAUCAAAGUGAUUUUAAAGACCGACGCCAGCAACUUGAUCAGUUUUCGCGAUGGCAAAAUUUACUACCGGGCUAAACAAGUCAAAGUACCGCUCGUUUACACCGGUCCCAUCGACCACCUUUUCAACUACCGCUACGGACUGCUUGAGUACCGUUCGCUCGACAUUAAAGUCCAAACUUUGGCGCGGGAUCAGUUUCAACCCGUGGGAGUGGUCAACUACCCGGCCGAUCCGACCAUGACUAGAAUUAGCGAGUACAAACACAUGACCGGUCAAAAGGUGGUCGGUAAAACUGUCAUCACCCGCGAGUACCCAGGAGCUUACCAACCGGGUUCGCCCCGCUUUGGAACGCGCUACUACCCGAUGAUGACUGACCAAGCUAAGGUGGCCUACCAAAAAUACCAGGAGUUAGCUCGUCAGUACCCCAACCUUCAUCUGGUUGGUCGCCUAGCCACGUUUAAGUACAUUAACAUGGACCAGGCGGUUAAAAUCGCGCUUGAGAAAGCAGCCCAAUUGCUUGGGAAAGCCCCGGGUUAG